AUGGUUAUUUCAUACGUAGGCGGAGCGACCGCACAGGACGUAAAGAUGAUAAAUGAUGGAAAUUGCUUUGUUUCCGCAACACCAAAUACCGAGCUUGCCAUGGCCGCUGGACGUCCUGUUUGCUUCCGCCCCGAUCUCCCCAGUAUUGAGCUGGAGUUGACUGUCAUUCCGCUACAAGUGGCAGUGUGA
Messenger RNA from Penicillium soppii, 189 nucleotides. RefSeq lists its product as uncharacterized. Lineage: Eukaryota; Fungi; Ascomycota; Eurotiomycetes; Eurotiales; Aspergillaceae. The coding region runs from base 1 to 189 and encodes 62 amino acids. The transcript has a single exon. The record is from RefSeq and is a predicted model, not a curated record.